Molecule: messenger RNA, 1593 nt
Organism: Kuraishia capsulata CBS 1993
Lineage: Eukaryota; Fungi; Ascomycota; Pichiomycetes; Pichiales; Pichiaceae
Exons: 1
Coding region: 1-1593 (530 amino acids)
Biological process (GO): regulation of pseudohyphal growth; regulation of DNA-templated transcription; sexual reproduction
Cellular component (GO): nucleus; Tec1p-Ste12p-Dig1p complex; Ste12p-Dig1p-Dig2p complex
Molecular function (GO): DNA-binding transcription factor activity
Source: RefSeq, a predicted model, not a curated record
AUGUCGGAUUUGGACGGAUCCCUCACUUUGAACGGGUCGGAUGUUUCUUCAGCCCUGCACUCGGCAUCCUCGCCCACUGACGCCAACAUGCCCACCACGGAAGAAUCGGUGAGGAGAAUAGAGGACUUGAAGUUCUUCCUGGCAACAGCACCAGCCAAUUGGCAAGAGAACCAGAUCAUCAGGCGAUAUUUCCUGAACAGGGAAGAAGGUUUUGUUAGCUGUGUUUUCUGGAAUAAUCUCUACUUCAUCACGGGAACAGACAUAGUUAGAUGUGUGGUUUUCAAGUUCGAGCACUUCGGAAGGAAGAUAAUAGACCGCAAGAAGUUCGAAGAGGGUAUCUUCAGCGAUUUGAGAAAUUUGAAAUGUGGCCGAGACGCAGUCUUGGAGACUCCUAAAUCGGAUUUUCUACAGUUUCUACAAAAGAAUCAGUGUCUGAGGACCCAGAAGAAACAGAAGGUGUUCUUCUGGUUCAGUGUGCCCCACGAUAAGUUGUUCACAGAUGCGCUUGAACGUGAUCUAACCAAAGAGCAGAAGGACCAGGUUGGAUCUACGGAGGCAGUGAGGGAGCCAGCAUUGAGUUUUGCUUAUAACCUAUCUACGGGCUCGGUUCCCCUGUUUGACCAACUCUCUUCUCAUCUUGAUCAAAAGAAGUACAAAUAUCCAGCCGGUGCCCAGGAGACUCAAGAUACUGUUUCAGGUGGAGAAACACCACUGGAAUUGGACCAAGCGCAACUUUCUGUGGAUCUGGCCGCUCUCAAACCGGUCAACGAAGAGAGCUAUGCCUCCCCAUUGCAAAUAGGCGUUGGUUCGGGCGUGAAACAUCACCGAAUCAGCCUUUCAGGUGAAGUGGAUGACGACUUCCCGCUGGACUACUUCUUUGCUGAAGGCGCUGGCGAGUACUCGAAUGCUUAUCCAGUGGAAGAAGUGCAGCCGUUUGGCCUAUUUGGUGAUCCGUACAUAUCGUAUGGCCAGCCGCAUCCUACUAUGUUUGUAGAUCCGGGUUAUUCAGCGGGUCUGAAUAGGGGCGUCUACGGCGGUGACCCAUAUCUUCUUGAGCAGACUACUCCGGUGGUCCCUGUGUCAAUGUCAGCCACGCCGAGAGCGAAGGUCAAGCUGGAAGACCCGCACGAAAUGCAGAAAAAUUACAUUCCCGAGGGAUUAGUUGGUGGUUAUAAUGCCUAUGACGAUGAUUAUGAGCCUUUGGUUGGAGCCAAAUAUCCAGAGUACUACUAUGCUCAGCCAGAAGAGUAUGCACAGCCAAAGUACUAUGCCCAGCCUAAUACGGGAAUGUCACCUUAUUUCGUGGCUUCUCCGCAGGUUUUCUCGCCGUACGUUCCAAUGGCAGAGUUGGGAACUGGAUUUCCGCCUAUGAGAGCAACCAUCCCAAGUGCAGGUAUAAAACCCGCUGGUUAUGGACUUCAGUCUAGAUCCAUGAGGGUUUCUAGGCCUCAAUCGGCCUUACACAUGCCUGCAUCGAAAAUUUCCAAGAAUUUCAGCAAGAAACCUGGGAAGGCCAAGCUGAGCAACCCAAAUCUUCAACAUGUGGACCUGGAGACCGUAUUCAAUGGCGCAAAGGCCAGGGACGGUACAUAA